AUGGUUGAUGAAACCAACGAAAAGUUGCCGCAGAAUGGCGAAAUGUUGCGGACACGACGUAAUGAAUACGAAGUGAGUCUGGGCACUGUAUUCGAAGUUGUUUUUAGAUUGUCAAAUUGCUGGGGAAAGGCGGGUUUGGUGCUGUAUACGAAGUCAAGUCCAAGGAAGGAGAACUGUUUGCGGCCAAAUGUGAGACGAUCGAUGUGAAGAAACAAGUGCUAACAAUGGAUUGUCGGGUCCUUCGAGGCGCUUUCAUGAUCAAGAGUCCUCAUUUUUGCACGAUUAUUGAUCGAGGAAAAGUCGAGGGAAGGUUCAGAUAUCUGGUCAUGAAACUGGUAAGUAAUGGUGAUGUAUUAGUAUGGAAAUGUAACGAGUGAUGCCUUCAAGGUCUUUUUUAGUCUUUUUCAUCUUUUAAUUUCCAUUUACAAUCGUUUUUGUUUUUGGCUUUGGCUAAAAUUAUAUUACUUUAGGUUGGUCGAAAUCUUUGGGAGCUUCGUGUGGAACGCGACCGCCAACGUUUCUCGUUGAAUACGGCCCUGAAGGCAGCCGAACAAUCUCUAAUGUCCAUCGAAGAUCUUCAUCGUAUUGGUUAUCUCCAUCGAGAUAUCAAACCGGGAAAUUUUGCCAUCGGGAGACCCGACACUAAUGAACAUCACAUCAUCUAUAUGCUGGAUUUUGGAUUGUGCAGGAAGUUUAUGGGGUAUGAAUAUGCCGCAAUGGUUUUUAUACUUAGAAAUUGGACGAUUUUGAAGUCAUCAUUGAGGUUCCUGUAGCUUACAAUAACAGUGAAAAAUAAUUUGGCAGAAGUAGAAAAUAUUUUGCAAGGCCUCUAGAAUAGGCCAACUAUAUUGUUGGAAAGCAAUGGCACUGUUUUUAAUUCAUUUUCUCCAUCAAUUUUAAGGGAAUCCGAAUCCAAAGAUCUCCGAAUUCCUCGAGCUUCGGCCCCAUUCCGCGGUACCACCAGAUACGCGGCAAUGGCAGCCUUGAGACAAAUGGAGCAAUCCCGAAAAGAUGAUAUUGAGGCCUGGCUUUACAUGGUCGUCGAAUGGACAGCCGGUCAACUCCCAUGGAGGAAGCUGAGGGGAUCGGAUAAGGAGGAAGUCCUCAAGUGGAAGGAAGCUGUUCGAUCCGGAGAGGCCAUGGAAGAGUUCCUGGUCGACUGCCCGAAGCGACAGUUCGUAACCAUCAUGCAAUAUGUGGACUCUCUGAUGUAUCACAGUAUCCCGGACUACCCCUACUUGUAUUAUUGUGUACAAUAUGCAGCCAAGGUAAGAAAGAAAAUAAUUAUAAUAUGAUUAAUAAUAGAGAAGAUUAACACUUUCUUAAGACUAAUUAGUUACGGAUUUUAAAGAUUUUUAUUCGUGUUUUAGGCCAACGGGAUCAAACCGACUGACCCCUUGGACUGGGACCCCGAACAUAAAUUCCAUGGUCCCACUGUAAGCGAUCGAAAUAAAAGAAUCGAACUGGUGGUCAAGGACAAUGAACAUGAUGAGGACGACAACAACGACAAGAAGGAAUCCAAGAAAUAA
Molecule: messenger RNA, 1529 nt
Organism: Bursaphelenchus xylophilus (pine wood nematode)
Lineage: Eukaryota; Metazoa; Nematoda; Chromadorea; Rhabditida; Aphelenchoididae
Source: the annotation of a GenBank genome assembly